AUGGCACGGCCGGCUGCGCCCUGGCACUCGAGGCUCCUGGCUCGCAUCCUCGGCGGCACCUGGUGCCUGCUCUACGUCGCCGGACAGGUAUGCGGAGACCAAAGCCAAGGGGCUGUUUUCCUGAGGGAAUUUACGCUAAUUCGGCGAGAGAGCCUUCAUGAAGAUUUCCUGUCUGACCUCUUGAAUAGUCACAAAACUGAAGACCUGAGCUCCAGGACGGCACGCUCUGAGGAGGACCGAGAUGGCCUGUGGGAUGCUUGGGGCCCAUGGAGUGAGUGCUCACGCACCUGCGGUGGAGGGGCCUCCUACUCGCUGAGACGCUGCCUCAGCAGCAAGAGCUGUGAGGGAAGAAAUAUCCGAUAUAGAACAUGCAGUAAUGUGGACUGCCCCCCAGAAGCAGGCGACUUCCGGGCUCAACAAUGCUCCGCUCACAAUGAUGUCAAGCACCAUGGCCAAUUUUAUGAAUGGCUUCCUGUGUCUAAUGACCCUGACAACCCAUGUUCACUCAAAUGCCAAGCCAAAGGAACAACCCUGGUUGUUGAACUUGCACCUAAAGUCUUAGAUGGCACCCGUUGCUACACAGAGUCUUUGGAUAUGUGCAUCAGUGGUUUGUGCCAAAUUGUUGGCUGCGAUCACCAGCUGGGAAGCACCAUCAAGGAGGAUAACUGUGGAGUCUGCAACGGGGAUGGGUCCACCUGCCGGCUGGUCCGAGGGCAGUAUAAAUCCCAGCUCUCCGCAACCAAAGUGGAUGAUACUGUGGUUGCUGUUCCUUAUGGAAGCAGACAUAUUCGCCUCGUCUUAAAAGGACCUGAUCACUUGUAUCUGGAAACCAAAACCCUGCUGGGGGCUAAAGGUGAAAACAGUCUCAGCUCGACAGGCAACUUUCUUGUGGACAAUUCUAGUGUCGACUUCCAGAAAUUUCCAGACAAAGAGAUACUGAGAAUGACUGGACCACUCACAGCAGAUUUCAUUGUCAAGAUCCGCAACUCGGGGCCCGCUGACAGCACAGUCCAGUUCAUCUUCUACCAGCCCAUCAUCCACAGAUGGAGAGAGACAGAUUUCUUUCCUUGCUCAGCAACCUGUGGAGGAGGUUACCAGCUGACAUCGGCCGAGUGUUAUGAUCUUCGGAGCAACCGUGUGGUUGCUGAUCAGUACUGCCACUAUUACCCGGAGAACGUCAAACCCAAACCCAAACUUCAAGAGUGCAACUUGGAUCCUUGCCCAGCCAGUGACGGAUACAAGCAGAUCAUGCCUUAUGACCUCUACCAUCCCCUUCCUCGGUGGGAGGCCACCCCGUGGACCGCGUGCUCCUCCUCGUGUGGGGGGGGCAUCCAGAGCCGGGCAGUUUCCUGUGUGGAGGAGGACAUCCAGGGGCAUGUCACCUCAGUGGAAGAGUGGAAAUGCAUGUACACCCCUAAGAUGCCCAUCGUGCAGCCCUGCAACAUUUUUGACUGUCCUAAAUGGCUGGCACAGGAGUGGUCUCCGUGCACGGUGACAUGUGGCCAGGGCCUCAGGUAUCGGGUGGUCCUCUGCAUCGACCAUCGCGGGAUGCACACAGGAGGUUGUAGCCCCAAAACCAAGCCCCACAUAAAAGAGGAAUGUGUCAUACCCACUCCCUGCUAUAAACCCAAAGAGAAGCUUCCAGUAGAGGCCAGGCUUCCGUGGUACAAGCAAGCUCAAGAGCUGGAAGAAGGAGCCGCUGUGUCAGAAGAGCCCUCGUUCAUCCCCGAAGCCUGGUCGGCCUGCACGGUCACCUGCGGUGUGGGGACCCAGGCGCGAACCGUGAGGUGCCAGGUGCUCCUGUCUUUCUCUCAGUCGGUGGCUGACCUGCCUGCUGACGAAUGUGAAGGGCCCAAGCCGGCAUCCCAGCGCGCCUGUUACGCGGGACCGUGCCAGGGGGACGCUCCCGAGUUGAACCCCGAAGAGACGGACGGCCUCUUUGGGGGCCUGCAGGAUUUGGACGAGCUGUACGACUGGGAAUACGAAGGCUUCACCACGUGCUCCGAGUCAUGCGGAGGAGGUGUCCAGGAGGCUGUGGUGAGCUGCCUGAACAAGCAGACACGGGAGCCUGCUGAUGAGAACCUGUGUGUGACCAGCCGCCGUCCCCCGCGACUCCUCAAGUCCUGCGGUCUGGAGCCCUGCCCGGCCAGGUGGGAAAUUGGCAAGUGGAGUCCAUGCAGUCUCACCUGUGGGGUUGGCCUGCAGACCAGAGAUGUCUUCUGCUCCCACCUGCUUUCCAGAGAGAUGAAUGAAACCGUAAUCCUGGCUGAUGAACUGUGUCGUCAGCCCAAGCCCAGCACGGUACAAGCUUGUAACCGCUUCAACUGCCCCCCGGCCUGGUACCCUACACAGUGGCAGCCGUGUUCCAGGACCUGUGGAGGGGGCAUCCAGAAGCGUGAGGUUCUUUGCAAACAGCGCAUGGCUGAUGGCAGCUUCCUGGAGCUUCCUGAGACCUUCUGUUCAACCUCGAAACUGGCCUCCCAGCAGGCCUGCAAGAAAGACGACUGUCCCAGCGAGUGGCUCCUCUCUGACUGGACAGAGUGUUCCACGAGCUGUGGUGAAGGCACGCAGACUCGAAGCGCCAUUUGCCGGAAGGUGCUGAAAACCGGGCUUUCAGCUAUCGUCAAUUCCUCCCUGUGCCCUCCCCUGCCCUUCUCUUCAGCCAUCAGGCCCUGCAUGCUGGCCACCUGUGCACGGCCCGGGCGGCCAUCCACCAAGCACAGCCCUCACAUCGCGGCCGCCAGGAAGAUCUAUAUCCAGACUCGGCGACAGAGGAAGCUGCACUUUGUUGUUGGGGGGUUCGCCUACCUGCUCCCCAAGACGGCGGUGGUGCUGCGCUGCCCCACGCGGCGCUUCCGCAAGCCCCUGAUCACAUGGGAGAAGGACGGCCAACACCUCAUCAGCUCGGCGCAUGUCACCGUGGCCCCCUUCGGCUACCUGAAGAUCCACCGCCUCAAGCCCUCGGACGCGGGCAUCUACACCUGCUCGGCGGGACCCGCCCGCGAGCAGUUUGUCAUUAAGCUCCUCGGAGGCAACCGGAAGCUGGUGGCCCGGCCGCUGAGCCUGCGGGGCGAGGAGGAGGCCCUCGUGGCGAGGAAGGCCGGCCCGAAGGAGGCCCUGCAGACCCACAAACACCAGAACGGCAUCUUCUCUAACGGCAGCAAGGCGGAGAAGCGGGGCCCCGCCGGCGACCGGGGGAGCCGCUACGACGACCUUGUCUCCCGGCUGCUGGAGCAGGGGGGCUGGCCUGGGGAGCUCCUCGCCUCGUGGGAGGUGCAGGACUCCACGGAAAGGAACACGUCCUCCGAGGAGGACCAGAACGCAGAGCAGGCCCUCUGGCACCUGCCCUUCACCAUGGUGGCCGAGCAGAGGCGCCUGGACGACAUCCUCAGGAACCUCUCACAGCAGCCAGAGGAGCUUCGAGACGUCUACAGCAAGCACCUGGUGGCCCAGUUGGCCCAGGAGAUCUUCCGCAGCCACAUGGAGCACCAGGACGUGCUGCUCAAGCCGUCAGAGCGGCGGAUGCCCCCCGUGGCCAUCUCCCCUCAUAAGCACGUGUCUGGCUUUAGCAGCUCGCUCCGGACCUCGGCCGCCGGGGAGGCCGCGGGUGGCUCUCGCCGGCCCCACCGCAAGCCCACCAUCUUGCGGAAGAUCUCAGCUGCCCAGCAGCUUUCGGCCUCCGAGGUGGUCACCCACCUCGGGCAGACUGUGGCUCUGGCCAGCGGGACGCUGAGCGUGCUUUUGCACUGUGAGGCCAUAGGCAACCCGAGGCCUACCAUCAGCUGGGCCAGGAACGGAGAAGAGGUGGAUGUUGACAUGAUAUUAGGUGAACAGAUCUUUGGCCUUGUGAAACUAGGGAGGAUUCUUCUGCAGCCAGAUGAUUCCUUACAGAUCCUGGCACCAGUGGAAGCUGAUGUGGGUUUCUACACUUGCAAUGCCACAAAUGCCUUGGGCUAUGACUCUGUCUCCAUUGCCGUCACGUUAGCAGGAAAACCACUAGUGAAAACAUCACGAGGGACUGUGAUCAACACUGAGGAGGCUGCCAUCGCAGUUGACGUGGGAAGCACUGUCAAAACAGUACAAGGAGUGAAUGUGACAAUUAACUGCCAAGUUGCAGGUGUGCCUGAAGCUGAAGUCACUUGGUUCAGGAACAAAAGCAGACUGGGCUCCCCUCCCCAUGGGCACGAGGGCUCCUUGCUGCUCACAGACGUGUCCCCCUUGGAUCAGGGUCUUUACUCCUGCAGGGCAGCCAAUGUCCAUGGAGAGCUGACUGAGAACACGCAGCUGCUGAUCCUAGAUCCUCCCCAAGUCCCAACGCAGUUAGAAGACCUCAGGGCCUUGCUUUCAGCCACUGGACCGAACCUUCCUUCAGUGCUGACAUCUCCUCUGGGAGCACAGCUGGUCCUGGAUCCUGGGAAUUCUGCUCUCGUUGGCUGUCCCAUCAAAGGUCACCCUACCCCCAACAUCACGUGGUUCCAUGGUGGUCAGCCAGUCGCGACUGUCCCAGGACUGACACAUCACAUCUUGGCAGCUGGACAGAUUCUACAGGUGGCAAAUCUUAGCGGCGGGUCUCAAGGGGAGUUCAGCUGCAUUGCUCAGAACGAGGCAGGAGUGCUCGUGCAGAAGGCCUCUUUAGUGAUCCAAGAUUACUGGUGGUCUGUGGACAGACUGGCAACCUGCUCGGCCUCCUGUGGUAACAGGGGCGUUCAGCAGCCCCGCUUGAGGUGUCUCCUGAACAGCACAGAGGUCAGCCCUACUCACUGUGCGGGGAAAGUGCGCCCCGCUGUGCAGCCCAUCGCCUGCAACCGGAGAGACUGCCCUUCUCGGUGGAUGGUGACCUCCUGGUCAGCCUGUACCCGGAGCUGUGGGGGAGGCGUCCAGACCCGCCGGGUGACCUGCCAGAAGCUGAAAGCCUCUGGGAUCUCCACCCCUGUGUCCAAUGAUCUGUGCACACAGCUCGCCAAACGGCCAGUAGACACCCAGGCCUGCAACCAGCAGCUCUGCGUGGAGUGGGCCUUCUCCAACUGGGGCCAGUGCAACGGGCCUUGCAUCGGGCCUCACCUAGCCGUGCAACACAGACAAGUGUUCUGCCAGACACGGGAUGGCAUCACCUUACCGUCGGAGCAGUGCAGCGCCCUUCCGAGGCCCGUGAGCACCCAGAACUGCUGGUCAGAAGCCUGCAGCGUACACUGGAGGGUCAGCCUGUGGAGCCUGUGCACGGCGACAUGUGGCAACUACGGCUUCCAGGCCCGGCGCGUGGAGUGCGUGCAUGCCCGCACCAACAAGGCCGUGCCCGAGCACCUGUGCUCCUGGGGGCCCCGGCCGGCCAACUGGCAGCGUUGCAACAUCACCCCAUGCGAAAACAUGGAAUGCAGGGACACCACCAGGUACUGCGAGAAGGUGAAGCAGCUGAAACUCUGCCAGCUCAGCCAGUUCAAAUCUCGCUGCUGUGGGACCUGUGGCAAAGCGUGA
This is a messenger RNA of Enhydra lutris kenyoni (northern sea otter), 5472 nucleotides long. RefSeq names its product ADAMTS like 1. Gene Ontology annotation, biological process: extracellular matrix organization. Bases 1 to 5472 code for a protein of 1823 amino acids. The record is from RefSeq and is a predicted model, not a curated record. Gene Ontology annotation, molecular function: metalloendopeptidase activity. Gene Ontology annotation, cellular component: extracellular matrix. The transcript has 31 exons. NCBI's taxonomy places the organism in Eukaryota, Metazoa, Chordata, Mammalia, Carnivora, Mustelidae.